Messenger RNA from Sitodiplosis mosellana (orange wheat blossom midge), 3353 nucleotides. It is a transcript of the gene Fmr1, whose product is annotated as fragile X messenger ribonucleoprotein 1 homolog. NCBI's taxonomy places the organism in Eukaryota, Metazoa, Arthropoda, Insecta, Diptera, Cecidomyiidae. Gene Ontology annotation, cellular component: postsynaptic density; neuronal cell body; dendritic spine. The transcript is spliced from 12 exons. The coding region runs from base 549 to 2651 and encodes 700 amino acids. The record is from RefSeq and is a predicted model, not a curated record. Gene Ontology annotation, molecular function: translation regulator activity; mRNA 3'-UTR binding; protein homodimerization activity. Gene Ontology annotation, biological process: regulation of translation at postsynapse, modulating synaptic transmission; anterograde axonal transport; positive regulation of translation.
AAGUGCAAAUGCAAAAACUUCAGACGAUUCGAUGAAUAUUCGGAGAGAGCGAAGAAAAAACCGAUUUACAAUCAGCAAAAGAGUUUUCAAAAAAAAAAAUUGUGUGCAAAGUCAAGUGUACUGCACUGCACAAACCGAAAGAAAAUUUAUCAAAAUAAAUUCAAUGUUAGAAAAUUGAGCAAAAUUCCGGCGUUUCGAUAGAAAACUGAGCAACAAACAAACAACAACCGAAACACACACAUAAACACACAUAUAUACAAGCACCCAACCUAACCUCACAAAGCUCGGUUCUGAACCGAUUUUUGUUUUGCUCACAGCACAGCAGCGCUGCGUUCACACGGUUCAGUAGAUUUUUCGUGCAGUCAUUCCAUGCGUUCCAAUCGAAGUUCUAUGGCGUACAAGAACCGAGAAAUGUCACCGAACUUAUAACUUUUUUACACACAGAACGUAAAACUACAUCUUGCAAGGCAUCAAAUAGUAAAAAAUUGUUCCUUUUACGAGAUACUCAAAUUAUAUUUGUCUGUAAAGUAAAAAAAAAACGCGUCAAAAUGGACGAUAUUACGGUAGAGGUGUGCGGCGAAAAUGGUGCUUGGUAUAAGGCAGUUGUCACAGAUCUGUUCGACGAUGGAAUUAUGGUGGCUUUUGAAAAUGACUGGCAAAAGGAAUCAAAGUUUCUGUUCAGUCAAGUUCGCCUGCCGCCAGAUGAACCAACGGUCGCACCAAUAUUCUCCGAAGGCAUGGAAGUUGAAGUGUAUUCCCGUUCGAAUGACCGUGAGGCAUGCGGAUGGUGGUGUGCGGAUAUCAAGAUGAUCAAAGGCGAAUUCUUAGUUGUUGAGUAUUUGGGCUGGGAACAUAGUUACAGGGAAAUUGUGGCCGCCGAACGACUGCGUUUAAAAAAUAUAAAUCCGCCAAUAACUGCUACGACAUUUCACAAAUUCGAAGUUGAAGUACCCGAGGAACUGCGAGUUUAUGCCAAAGUUGAUGGUGUUCACAAGGAAUUUCAAAAGGCAGUACGGGCUGGCGUGUGUCGCUUCAUUCCCGAAACUGGUCACUUAUUGAUGAUAUCCACUGAAGAAUCAGCACCGAAGAAGGCCCGCAUGAUUCAAGAGAUGCAUUUUCGGAAUUUAAGUCAAAAGGUUUUACUUGUCAAACGUACUGAAGAAGCGGCUCGUCAAUUGGAAUCGACAAAACUUCACACAACCUCCGGAGGUUUUUCAGACGAAUUUCGAGUGCGUGAAGAUCUGAUGGGUUUGGCGAUUGGUGCGCACGGAAUUAACAUACAAACAGCCCGAAAACUGGACGGUGUAACACAAAUUGAACUAGAGGAACACACGUGUACUUUUAAAAUAUUUGGUGAGACUGAAGAGGCCGUUCGAAAGGCACGCUCAAUGCUUGAAUACAGUGAAGAGUCCAUCCAAGUACCACGGAACCUAGUCGGUAAGGUGAUCGGUAAAAAUGGACGAACUAUUCAGGAAAUUGUUGACAAAAGUGGCGUCGUUCGGGUUAAGAUCGAAGGUGAUAAUGAGCCACAACCAAGCAUACCACAUGAAGAUGGUCAAGUUCCUUUCAUAUUUAUUGGCACCAUUGAAAGUAUUUCAAACGCGAAAGUUUUACUCGAAUAUCAUUUAGUGCAUUUAAAGGAAGUUGAACUGUUACGACAGGAGAAGCUAGAAAUCGAUCAGCAGCUGCGCGCUAUUCAGGGCAACACAUCAAUGAGUUCAAUGCAAAAUUUUACCGUUCAACGACGAUCCGAUCGUGGCUAUAGCAGUGAUGUUGAUACAAUGCGACCAAACCGUGGAUCAGGUGCGGGCGCAUCACAUCAAGGGAACACAUCAAAUACCAGUGGCACUGGUAUUCGGGGACGGGGCGGACGCGGCCGAGCGAACAAUACACGCUAUCAUCCCGAUGUGCAACGCCAAGGCAGUACAAAUGAUGAUUUCUCUGGUCGAAAUGGUCAUGUGCCGCCAAAGUCAUACAAUGAUCGAUCGGGUGGAUACAACGGUGGCAAAUGGUACAAUGAGAAGAGAGGCAACAAUCGUCGAUCGGAGGAUCUUCGAUCGAAAUCCGAUUUCAAUUAUCGCGAGCAGUCGGGCGGACGAGGCGGCGCCGGUAGCAACAAGCAGCGCGCUGAACGUGAUGUUGUGAGUGUGGAUCGUGAAAGUAACUCAUCUGUGGAGAAUAACAAUUCAAGACGACGACCAAAAGCAAAAAAUACCCAUAAUCAAACAAAUUCAGUGGGAAAUACAAAUGGUGCAUCGGCGAGUGAAUCAAAGCAAAACGCAUCUAGUUCCAGCAAAUUCGAACAAAAGCAACAGCCGCAACAGAGUCGCCGUUCAAAUAAUGACACUUCACAAAAAUCGGCCAACAAUUCGAACACACAGCAAAACCAUAACAAUUACAAUGGAAACAAUCGUGAAAAUGGCAAACCGCGUCGCUAUGGCAACCAAACCAAUGGCGGCAACAGUGGCAGCAGCGGUGGUGGCGGAGGCAGCGGUGGAAGCGGUGGCAAUGCCGGUAACAGUAGCGCCGCAUCAAAGGCAUCGAAGGCUGUCAAUGAAAUUAAUGCGGGCAACAACAAAGAAGUCCUCACCAACAAUAAUAACAAUAAUAACCUAGAAAACAAGGAAAUUCUAAUCAAAGAAUCGACAUAGAAAUUUCGCUGCUCCGUUUUUCGUUUCACACAAGAUGAAGAAGAAAGAGAAAAAAAUGCAAGAAAAAAACAACAACCGUACAUUUUCCUCAUUAUUUUGCUAUUUGAUACCGCUGAAUUAUUUGAUUAAAAAGAACAUAUAGGAAUGAUUUAUGAAGCCAAUACGUUUCAGAGACAUGAGUUUAUAAUAAGUGAAUGUUGAUGAGACAGGGAAAAAAAGUCAAAACGAAUAGAAUGUACGAGAUGAUGAGAAAAAACAAAUAACACACAAUCACACACACGCGCGCGCAGAGAACAAAUAAUUCAAAUUUAAUUGAGAAAAAUCACAAAUAAUAGUAACACAUAGGAAAUUACAGCACCUAAGUAUCGGUAUUCUCUCAGUUUGUACUUUUUUUUCGUAAUAAAAAUCGAAUUGUUUUACUUUCAAGUCAACCAAAAAAAAGAAUACAUAGAAAUGGGCAGAGAGCCAAUAUGUCUCUCUCGCCUCUGACAAUUUCCUGACAGUUAAUUUAGACAUAAGAACCAAUCAGGCGCAUCAUUUUGGCUUCAAUGGAGCUCACAAUCCCAAAUUCUCUCACUUCCAUUUCCAAAAUGAACAAUUCAUUAUGAUUUAUCAAGCAUAUCCGAGUGUUAAUUUAGAACUUGUUCAGAACAAAGCGAUUAACAAAAAAAAUUACAAAAUAAUCGAUUAGCAAAACAAAAA